AUGUCGCAUGAAGGGGAAGAGGAUUUAUUGGAAUACUCUGACAAUGAGCAAGAGAUUCAGGUAGAUGCCAAAGAGGCUGCUGACGCCGAAGUUGCUAACGAGGGGAAUACUGAAGCUGCUGAAACCAAUAAUGCUGAUAACGAGAAGAAGGGUUCCUAUGUGGGUAUCCACUCCACAGGUUUCAAGGAUUUCUUGUUGAAGCCUGAGCUGUCAAGGGCUAUUAUUGACUGUGGUUUUGAGCAUCCAUCAGAAGUGCAGCAGCACACAAUUCCUCAGUCCAUUCACGGAACUGACGUCUUAUGCCAGGCUAAGUCCGGUCUAGGUAAGACUGCUGUGUUCGUUUUAUCGACCUUACAACAGUUGGAUCCAGUUCCUGGCGAAGUCUCGGUGGUCGUCAUCUGUAACGCAAGAGAAUUGGCGUAUCAAAUUCGUAACGAGUACUUGAGAUUCUCCAAGUAUAUGCCAGAUGUCAAGACCGCCGUCUUUUAUGGUGGUACUCCGAUCGCAAAGGACGCUGAACUAUUGAAGAAUAAAGACACAGCUCCUCAUAUCGUGGUGGCUACUCCUGGUCGUUUGAAAGCCUUGGUUAGAGACAAGAUGAUCGAUUUAUCCCACGUCAAGAAUUUUGUCAUCGAUGAGUGUGACAAGGUUUUGGAAGAGCUAGAUAUGAGAAGGGAUGUCCAAGAAAUUUUUAGGGCUACCCCUAGAGACAAGCAAGUGAUGAUGUUUUCUGCCACCCUUUCGCAGGAAAUUAGACCAAUUUGCAGACGUUUCUUACAGAACCCAUUGGAGAUCUUUGUCGACGAUGAGGCUAAACUAACACUACAUGGUUUGCAGCAGUAUUAUAUCAAGCUGGAGGAGCGUGAGAAGAACCGUAAAUUAGCUCAACUAUUAGACGAUCUGGAGUUCAACCAGGUUAUCAUCUUUGUGAAGUCGACUUCGAGAGCAAAUGAACUAACCAAGCUGUUGAACGCUUCUAACUUCCCUGCCAUCACUGUUCAUGGACAUAUGAAACAAGAGGAACGUAUUGCGCGUUACAAAGCUUUUAAAGACUUUGAGAAACGUAUAUGUGUCUCCACCGAUGUCUUUGGUAGAGGUAUUGAUAUUGAGCGUAUCAAUUUGGCUAUCAACUAUGAUUUAACAACUGAGGCAGAUCAAUAUUUGCACCGUGUCGGUAGAGCUGGUAGAUUUGGUACCAAGGGUUUGGCUAUCUCAUUUGUGUCUUCGAAGGAAGACGAAGAAGUCUUGACUAAAAUUCAGGAACGUUUCGAUGUUAAGAUUGCCGAAUUCCCAGAGGAAGGUAUCGACCCUUCGACCUAUUUGAACAAUUAG
Molecule: messenger RNA, 1332 nt
Organism: Torulaspora globosa
Lineage: Eukaryota; Fungi; Ascomycota; Saccharomycetes; Saccharomycetales; Saccharomycetaceae
Gene: SUB2
Product: ATP-dependent RNA helicase SUB2
Exons: 1
Coding region: 1-1332 (443 amino acids)
Biological process (GO): mRNA export from nucleus; mRNA splicing, via spliceosome
Molecular function (GO): RNA helicase activity; RNA binding; ATP binding
Source: RefSeq, a predicted model, not a curated record